CGAGGAGAAGGAUCUCACCGCGACUGGCAGUGGUAUUUAAAAAACACACCAGUUUCGAUGAAUGUGAAGUCUGCAUGGCAAGCCGGGUAUACCGGAAAAGGUGUACUUGUAGCUGUUGUGGAUGAUGGAGUCAACAUGAAUCAUCCGGACCUGAGAUUGAACUUUAACGUUGAUUCGAGCUAUGACUUUUUGAGGGGCCAAAAAAUAAGCAGAUCCCACAGGGCUAGCAGUCACGGAACAUCCUGCGCUGGAAUCAUUGCUGGAGGAAACAAUACUAAUUGUGGUGUGGGUAUUGCUUACGACGCACAAAUUUCAAGUAUACGAAUGUACAACAGGUACAGCAGGGCAUCCGACCAAAGAGAGGCCGACGCUUUAAGCUUCAAGAGUGACGUAAUUGACAUAUACUCCAACAGUUGGGGGCCUAGAGACGCUGGCUGGUAUGUGAAAGGACCUGGUCCCUUGUUAGCAAACGCACUUAAAAAUGGAACACAACUAGGACGCCGUAAGAAAGGUUCGAUCUUCGUAUACGCGGUAGGAAAUGGCGGAGUUACGGGAGAUAGUUGCGCGUUUAAUGGUUACGUAAACAGCAUUUACACAAUCGCUAUCUCUGGAGUGAACUGGGAUGGAAAGGUACCAGGCUACGCUGAACCGUGCGCAGCAAUUAUGGCUGUGACCUACGGACAAGACAAUUACGAUAGUGUCAAAGUACCAGUGAUAACAACCAAAAAUGCAAAUGUAUGCACCGACGAUUUCCCGGGAACUUCCGCCUCUGCUGCAAUGGCUUCUGGGAUCAUCGCUUUGGCACUAGAGGCAAAUCCAGAACUGACUUGGCGGGACAUUCAGCACCUGAUAGUUAGAAGCUCUAAACCUUUGAAUCCGCCGUGGAGGAGAAGUGCGUCGUAUUCUGAGCGUCGUAGUCCUUCUUGGAGGGUCAACAACGCCAAUCUUCGAGUCAGCAAGUUUUACGGAUUUGGAUUGAUGGAUGCGAACGAUAUGGUUCGUUAUGCAAAGAACUGGACUUCUGUUCCACAACAACUGCAUUGCGAGGUUGACCUCGAAAUUCCGGGAACAUCAUGGCCGCCAAUUCCCUGGAGUGGGCUAUUACCUCUCUCCUUGUCUGUAAACAAAAAAAAUUGUGGUAUCCGCUUCCUAGAGCAUGUAGAAGUUCAAAUCGACCUUACCUUCCCUCGACGAGGUUACUUGGAGAUGUUUUCAGAAUCACCGAGGGGAACGCAGUCCAAACUCCUUUAUUCAAGGGUGUUUGACAGUCUUACUGGCCGAAAGAACUUUACAAAGUGGACAGUAAGCAGCUUACAUUACUGGGGAGAGGAUCCUGAUGGAGACUGGAAAAUAACUAUAAAAAACUCGAAGCCGAAUAGAAAAACUAGGAAAGCAGUUUUAGUGAAGUCCUCCUCGUCUUCAGAGUCACCAGCGAACUUAACAAUUAUGAAAUCAAGAGUAAUUAUUCUGUGUUUUUACUCAGUUAGUAAUCAUUCAGCUUGGUCUGCCUGGUCCUUGUGUAGUGCCACAUGUGGUGAUGGACAGCAAACACGCUAUUCUUUAUGUACCAGAGAAUCACUAUGUGUUCGGACUGAAGAAGUGCGGUUUUGUACAUCUGGACCUUGCUCAACCCAAGGAGCCCCGAUUGAUGGUGGUUACUCUUCAUGGUCCCACUGGUCCUGGUGUAGCAAGUCAUGUGGAAAAGGUAGUCAGCAGCGUUUUCGUAAGUGCAACAAUCCCUCGCCGGCAAACGGUGGAGCGGACUGCAAAAGACUGGGUAAAGCUACAGAAAAGCAAAGCUGUAGUGAACGUAGGUGUCCAGUUGAUGGUGGCUAUACAGAGUGGAGUAGCUGGGGCAGCUGUAGCAAGACAUGUAACGGAGGGACUCAGCGCAAAAUUCGUUCAUGUUCCAACCCGACGCCUGCAUAUGGCGGGAAAGACUGCUGGAGACUGGGACCGAGCAUACAAACACGAAGUUGCAAUCCACAGCAAUGCCCAGGUGAUUCUGUUUUGAAUUUUUUGAUUACUUUAGCGAGUCGCCUGUUUUCAUUAAAAUUAAUUUUGUAUGGAACCAAAGAGGAUCCUCUUUCAAGCAACCCUCAUGUUGAUAGACGGAGAAAGGCAAUAAGGAAUGUAUACAUCAAUGCACGAAAAAAAGAUAUUCCAGUUCAUGGGGGUUACACACCAUGGAGUAACUGGGGGUCUUGUAGUGAGUCAUGCGGCGUAGGGAUGCAGUUUAGCACUCGUUCAUGUAGCAAUCCCAAACCAGCAAACAAGGGAAAAGAUUGCAAAGGACCAGCCAUAAAAACACGAAGUUGUUACUUGAAUAGUUGUCCAGUCGAUGGUGGUUACACAAAUUGGAGUGGUUGGAGUACCUGUAGUAAGACGUGUAACGGAGGGACCCAGCGCCAAAUUCGCUAUUGUUCCAACCCGACACCUGCAUAUGGCGGGAGAGACUGUUGGAGAUUGGGACCGAGCACACAGACACGAAAUUGUAGUACACAGCAAUGCUCAGGAGCCCCGAUUGAUGGUGGUUACUCUCCAUGGUCCUUCUGGUCAAGAUGUAGCAAGUCAUGCGGAGACGGAAGUCAGCAGCGUUCCCGCAUUUGCACCAAUCCCCCGCCGGCAAAUGGUGGAGCAGACUGCAAGGGACUGGGAGAAGCUAUUGAAACGCGAACAUGUCGCCUACAAAAGUGCUCGGCCAAAGUAACAAAUAGAUCCUGUCGAAACAGAAUGAGUGAUAAGUUUUGUACUGAGUGGAAAAGCUACUGUACGAAUAGUGAAGACUUUCGACGCAGUUGCGCAAAGACGUGUGGGAAAUGCAAUGGAGCCCCGAUUGAUGGUGGUUACUCUCCAUGGUCCUUCUGGUCAAGAUGUAGCAAGUCAUGCGGAGACGGAAGUCAGCAGCGUUCCCGCAUUUGCACCAAUCCCCCGCCGGCAAAUGGUGGAGCAGACUGCAAGGGACUGGGAGAAGCUAUUGAAACGCGAACAUGUCGCNUACAAAUAAAGAGAGAACAAUCCUUCAAAAUCGAAUAA
This is a messenger RNA of Stylophora pistillata, 3036 nucleotides long. RefSeq names its product furin-like. The record is from RefSeq and is a predicted model, not a curated record. NCBI's taxonomy places the organism in Eukaryota, Metazoa, Cnidaria, Anthozoa, Scleractinia, Pocilloporidae.